Messenger RNA from Juglans regia (Persian walnut), 1280 nucleotides. RefSeq names its product probable carboxylesterase 6. The coding region runs from base 113 to 1153 and encodes 346 amino acids. The transcript has a single exon. Gene Ontology annotation, molecular function: hydrolase activity. The record is from RefSeq and is a predicted model, not a curated record. NCBI's taxonomy places the organism in Eukaryota, Viridiplantae, Streptophyta, Magnoliopsida, Fagales, Juglandaceae.
UUGCACAUUUUUCAUGUAACUGGCCUAAAAAACACAUUCCAAUUUCCGAUCGAGCUGAUCAUCUUCUUCAUCUUCCUUAAUUCGCUAGCUGCAGUUUAGGAGACAAAAAAGAAUGGCCGCCAUUAGUCUAGAUCCAAGUCUAAGACUACAACAUAUCAAUGGCAAAGACCCUCACCAUCACGGUGCUGUUGUUGAGGAAAUUCAAGGGCUUAUAAAAGUAUACAGAGAUGGACAGGUGGAAAGACCUCAGAUUGUUCCAUUUGUCACAGCCGCGCCAUUGUCUUUGGAGCUUGGAGUGACUUCUCGUGACAUAGUCAUUGACAAGUUCACAAACAUCUGGGCUCGUUUUUAUGUCCCGUCUAUCUGUAGCCAUGGGAAGCUUCCUUUACUUGUCUACUUCCAUGGAGGAGGGUUUUGUGUUGGCUCAGCUGCUUGGAGUUGUUACCAUGAGUUUUUGGCAAGGUUAUCAGCCAAAGCCGGUUGCCUAAUCAUGUCGGUAAAUUAUCGUUUGGCGCCGGAAAAUCCUCUUCCAGCCGCUUAUGAGGACGGAUUAAAGGCUCUGAUAUGGCUGAAACGACAAUCUCUAUGUGGGUCCAGCGAUCAAUAUUGGUGGUCUAGGCUUUGUGAUUUCUCUAAAAUCUUCCUUGCUGGUGACAGCGCCGGUGCCAAUAUAGCCUACAAUGUGGCCUCGAGGCUUGGUUCCAACAAUUCAAUCCAAGCAAUGACUUUAAAGCCAUUGGGUCUAAAGGGUACCAUUUUAAUACAGCCAUUUUUUGGAGGAGAUGCUCGGACACACUCAGAGAGCCACAUGGUUCAGCCGCCGCGCUCGGCGCUGAGCUUAUCAUCUUCCGAUACGUAUUGGCGGUUGGCUUUGCCAGCUGGGGCGAACCGCGACCACCCGUGGUGUAACCCUUUGUCGACAAAAUUGGAGGAUGUAAGGCUGAUGCCUACGAUGGUGUGCGUAUCAGAGAUGGACAUAUUGAAAGAUAGAAACUUGGAGUUUUGUACGGCUUUGGUCAGAGCAGGUAAAAGGGCUGAAUACGUGGUGUUUAAAGGUGUAGGGCAUGCAUUUCAGGUUCUAAGCAGGUGCCAGCUCUCACAAACCCGAACCCAUGAAAUGCUGGCUCAUAUCAAAGCCUUCCUUAGUCGUUGAUCUCUCUCUCUCUCUCUCUCUCUCUCUGUCCCCAUCAUGUGCUUAUGUUCGUACAAAUUAAACUGGAAAUAAAAUUAUUUUCAAUAUUGCACCAAUAUUUCUGGAAAGUUAAUGCUUUAAUUUUCUC